Messenger RNA from Penicillium daleae, 249 nucleotides. RefSeq lists its product as uncharacterized. The transcript is spliced from 3 exons. The coding region runs from base 1 to 249 and encodes 82 amino acids. The record is from RefSeq and is a predicted model, not a curated record. NCBI's taxonomy places the organism in Eukaryota, Fungi, Ascomycota, Eurotiomycetes, Eurotiales, Aspergillaceae.
AUGACCAGUCGAUCCUGGCCUGGCUGCAAGAUGUUGAAGCAGCACGAGACACCCCCGCCGGUGUCAACAUCUCUGUCUCGCCGCCAGAGAUCCCAGAGGUCCCAACCAGUGAUCUCUCGAACGUCCCGGGUUCAGCAGGCCCCGGAGAAGAUUCUCCGCACCCGAAACUGGGUGCAGCGUGUAAAGACUCUCGGGGAGUCUUUGAAGGGGACUUUCAAGAAUCUCCUACGCAAGGUGACGACGAGCUGA